Porites evermanni is the source of this 2559-nucleotide messenger RNA. The record is from the annotation of a GenBank genome assembly. Lineage: Eukaryota; Metazoa; Cnidaria; Anthozoa; Scleractinia; Poritidae.
GAAUGCCAGAUCAGCUCUCACAAUUGUAGCAACAAUGCCAUCUGCAUUAACACCAAAGGUUCCUUUAACUGUAGUUGCAAACCAGGGUAUAGUGGGAAUGGCCACGACUGCUCAGGCGGGUGCUUGCGAUGUUUUAUAUAUUUACUUAGGCUCGCCAAUCCUUGUAGGUUCACCGUUACAGCCCACACUGAAUUACUGGGGCCCGUAACAGUUCCUUCCCUCAUUCCCUCAUAAGAAAUAGACCACCACACAGUACGUGGGUUGUUCAUCGCCCCAAAGAAUUUAUCUGUGCCAGGAUUGUGAGAUGGAGCCUACGAUUUAUCGUCCUUAUCCGAGAAGACUAAAAAGUCUAACCGUUUGCAGAUUUCUUCACCGUGUCUUUUUUUGCAUUUGUUUACCUUCUAGUUUUGAGUAAUUUUGGUAAUAAAAAAUAAGUAAAAUAAAAGGCACACAAGCACAGAAGAGCUACUAUAUUAUGCAAGCGACUCCUCGAAGUAUAGGAAUACAAUUCUACUGGUAUGAUAUGCUUUACGCCUCGUAUCAUGUUAGAAACCAAAGUUAAAUAUAUGCGGUUCCCUUCUUAUUGGUGCAAAGCAACUUGGCAGCGAGUUUCAAAACAAAAAAGUGUUUAUUAUCACAUUAGCAGUGCUUGUAUACUGUUUCAAUAAUCAGACGACCACUUUGUGGAAUUUCAGCGUUUAUGUUUAUCUUUUCUCGUACCAGCACCUUUAAAUUUACUGGGUUUAUUUUUCAGACAUAGAUGAGUGCAACGCUGCAAAUAAUAGCUGUCAUGAAAACGCUUGGUGCAAUAACACUCAAGGAUCAUUCGAUUGCUUCUGUAAACCAGGCUACGAUGGAGAUGGACACAAUUGUACAGGUAAAAUCAUAUGCAUGAGUUUGGUUAACGUAUCCACUUUUAAGUUUUAAAAAAACUGUGAUCAGGAAAUCUUUUUUUCUUCUGGAGAACGAGAAAAAAAGAUGGGGGGGGGGGGGGAAGGGGGGCAUGUUCGCAGGCUAAAUAUGUCUAUUAUGUGAAAUGACGUAUGCUAAUUUCUCCCUGUUUACUGCCAGAUUAUUGCAGUUUUUUUAGUCUCGCUUGCGUAAGCAGCGAGACUCAUAAUCUGCAACGCGUUUUUCGUCGUAUUUAGGACACAAAAGGGGGUCAUUGUGCCAGGCGUUCCUUGCGGAGACCGUGGAAACUGGGACUAAGAAUCGUUGCGUGAUCGAAGCCACGCAUGUUUAGCUAACAAAGGUUAGGAAAGAUUAAAUUUGGAGCUUUUCCGAAACGUGUCGGUUCACGAAUUCUAUUGCUUGAAAGCGUUGAUUACUUUGGAACAAGGAAACACUACUGAGUCGUCGAAAAAAAAUAAGAAUCUUAAUUAGCAAAACUGCGAUGGUCGGGUGUUGUAAACGUUUAUUGUAUGCAAAUUGUUCUUGUGAUGAGCAUGCGGUUUAUUUUCGGCGAUGAUUGAAAUGACGUGCCAUGUGAAUCACUUUUUUUGAUCUCUGGCAAUGUCCAAAUUUCUCUGGAAUCGAGGCCCUUUAAUUUUUCGUGUAUUUAUACACGCGUAUAGCCUGCGACGGCAGACGAUAUUUCCGGUCGUCGCUAGCACGCGUACUUAAUCAGAAACAAAUAAAAAGUAUCGAUGUCGAUAAAGUAGGAAAUAAAAAACUUUUAACGAGUAAAUCCUAUUUCGUAUAGAAUUAAUGACCUCCUCAUUUCUCGAUCUAAUCUCCAAGCAAGCGAGACGGAAUGCCGCUGCAAGUGCGUUCUUGUUUAGACAUAGCCGCGUGUAACACAGAUUUUAAAAGCUGUCACGAGAAAUCUUUGAGCCAUAAUACCCAAGGAUCAUUCACUUGCUCCUGUAAGCCAGGGUACGGGAAGGCGAUGGAUACAAUUGUACAGGUAAAAUUCUUUGGGUUUUUUCAAAUCCAUUUAAAACAAUUCGCCUUAGUUUGAGGGGUGACUGAUGUCAUGUUCCGAAAUCAGUGCGAGAAAGGAAAUGUGUUUUAACCGUAAACUAUUUAACAAUUAUUCCUCCAACCCGAAUGGGCUCUGAGUCAAUAGCUCAUGAGGCCGAAGGCCGAAUAGGCUAUUAAUUCAGAGGUCAAGAGGGCGAGAUGAAUAAUUGUUUUAGUAAAAUCCAACCAGUUAGUCAAAAAUAUCGAGACAAAACAACUUUAGCUAGCAAAACGCGAUUCAGCCGCCAUUGUUUUGGUUUUCAAAGCCGGUGCUUUUCGCUACUAGUGGGCUAUAACAUAUAGCCUAGUAGUAGCUCAACCAGUCAGAACGCAGCAUUGAUAAUAAUAAUGUAAUCAAUAUAAUUUUACUAAAUAAUUAUAUUAUAGUGGUGGCUAUAUUGAUUACCUGUUUGUUCACGAAGAAUAAAUUUAGUAUUUACUGAAAAUUAUCACUCAGACGCAGACGAAUGCCUGAACAACUCUCACAAUUGUAGCGAAAAUGCCAACUGUACCAACACCGAAGGGUCCUUCAACUGUAGUUGCAAACCAGGGUACAUUGGAAAUGGCCACAACUGUUCACUGGCAGGUUGGUUCUGA